AUGGUCUUUUUGCUCCUCUUCGUCUUUGUGAUCUUGCUUGUCUCGGAGAGUGCGCUCCCCCUGAGGACUCUGACUGCUGACGACGACUGCGACGCAUCGCCGGCAACAGCGGCGGAGAAGAGCGGCCGCCCGGAGGGCCUGGUUUUUGCAUCGAAAGGGAAUCCUCCUGCUUACACCAGCCAGGAGAAGACACAUCGCACGAGUUCUUGGAGGACAUCAUUCGAAGGAUAUUCAUUUCCUUCGCAGAAUUACAUCAACAAUGGCGUCAUCAGAUCGAGCACCGUGGAAGUGCAGAAUUUGCAGACAGCUGAGGAAACAUACAGCCUUGUACUGCACCAACUGCCAGCAACCAUGGCAAAACGUGAUCGACCAGUCCUACGUGCAUGGCUCGAAGCAGACAUCGCAACAGGACCAAGGUCAGCAUUACGGUUCACCAUGGCAACAGCAGCAAGAUUGGCAAGCUCAUUGGAACUCUUCGAACUCCAGAGGACGUACGCCCUCGCCGAGACAGCGACAGAGACCAAGGCCUACAUGGGUCCAAUGGGCACAAUACCUCAGAUGCCCACGAUGUAUCCUCAGCAGAUCAUGCCAUUCCCCAUGCAGCAGAUGGCAGGAAGCAUGCCCCCGCUACCGCCACCGCCGCCACAAAACAUGGCGAAGAUGCCGGCACCCAUGCCGGGACCUGCACCCAACAUGAGUGGGAACUUCGUAUCAUCAAUGCCCACGAUGCCUGCACCAGCGAUGCCAAAGAUGACCGUGACUUCGGUGCCAUCCAGCAAUGCUGCAGAUGCAGAAGUAAGAGGAUUGAUGUCCAUGAUGAGAGGACGACAAGCGGAAUUGCCGGAGGACAUGCAGCAGAAGGUUCAGAAGGUCCUCACCAAGUUCGGCCAGCAGACAUCGACCGACCUCCAUGCUGCGGUGACGGCGUUGGAUACGGCCAGGCAGAACUACGACGAUGCGGUUCUUGCAUGCAGCCAACAUCAUGCAAUGUGGAAGAAGUUUCUAUCGGACGCGGUCCAACUAUGGAGGACAUAUGCUGCUCAAUUCAUGGAGCAGGAACAGAAGCUGCAGGAGCAGGUGAUCACUCACAAAGAAUCACUGCUGACAGCCAAGAAGGACUUGGAGACCUGCAAGCAAGCCAAAUUGGGUGCUGGCGAUGUCCAACAGAUCAACUCGGACGACGAGACCGAGGAUCCAGAAACAGCAGCGGCAUUACAAGCCUCUGUCAAGAUCACAGAGACGAUGGAAGGCUUGGCGACCUCCCUUCAAUCUCUACAUCAAGAAGCAGAAGCCAUGAUCGCAGAGGAGAACCAUGCUGCCAAAAGACAGCGCACCAUGCAACCCAAGGACGAAGACCAAAAUAUGGCAUCUGGAGACGGAUCCAAGCCGCAUUUUGGCAAGGCUGGUUGA
Cladocopium goreaui is the source of this 1410-nucleotide messenger RNA. The record is from the annotation of a GenBank genome assembly. NCBI's taxonomy places the organism in Eukaryota, Dinophyceae, Suessiales, Symbiodiniaceae.